GUGUAGCUUCAGUUAGUAUGUUCUGAAUCGUCAACGCUACAUGCGUUUUAACCACAUUUGUCUAGCUGUUUAGAUCUCAUCAUUGUGAACCGUAAAGUAUCAUCCGAUAGACAAGAUGUGGUGGAAUACGGUUUGCGUCGUCCUGACUCUCAUCGCAAGUACCCACUCGGCUACUUUCACGGUUACUUCCCAGGUGUUUAUGGAUGUAUCAAUCAACGGGAAGGAGGAAGGUCGCGUCAUUAUAGGAAUGUUUGGCGAAGAAGCUCCGAAAACGGUGGACAAUUUUCGACAUAUUUGCAUACAUGGAAUAGACGGUAUUUCGUACAAGGGCAGUCGGUUUCAUCGAGUGAUCAACAAGUUUAUGGUUCAAGGAAAGUGUGGUGACAUCGUUUCCGGCGAUGGGCACGGAUCAGUCAGUAUCUAUGGGAAAUAUUUCGAAGACGAGAAUCUGCACAUCAAUCACAGUAGUUCCGGCUUCAUAGCGAUGGCCAACCGGGGUCCCAACACCAAUGGGUGCCAGUUCUACAUAACCACUGUGCCUGCUCCGUGGCUCAACGGGAAGCACACCAUUUUUGGGAAGGUUUUGGACGGCCACGGUGUGGUACACAAGGUAGAACAGCAGAAGACCGACACGGACGACUACCCAGUGCCAACGAUUAUCAUCGAGGAUUGUGGUGAUCAUCCGAUGGGGGAUCCUUUCACCGUUUCUGACGAUCCAUAUGACCUGUGGGCCUGGAUAAAAGCGGCAUAUGUUCCUCUCGGGAUGAGUUUCUCAAUUCUUGCCUUUUUCCAGUACAUUAUCAGAAAGCUGGAUAUCUAUACCUAAGCAAACACAUUUUAAAACUUAAUUUUGAUUUAAGAAUUAUUUUUUAAAAUAAAUUUUGAAUUAAAUUUUUUCUCAA
Molecule: messenger RNA, 902 nt
Organism: Armigeres subalbatus
Lineage: Eukaryota; Metazoa; Arthropoda; Insecta; Diptera; Culicidae
Gene: ninaA
Product: peptidyl-prolyl cis-trans isomerase, rhodopsin-specific isozyme
Exons: 4
Coding region: 116-826 (236 amino acids)
Biological process (GO): protein folding; protein peptidyl-prolyl isomerization
Cellular component (GO): intracellular membrane-bounded organelle
Molecular function (GO): peptidyl-prolyl cis-trans isomerase activity
Source: RefSeq, a predicted model, not a curated record